GGCGACUUCCGCUUCCGGCCGGCGAGGCACGAGGAUCCGGUGCUCGGACCCAGCGGGAAAAUGCGGCCUUUAACUGAAGAGGAGACCCGUGUUAUGUUCGAGAAAGUCGCCAAAUACAUCGGGGAGAACCUUCAGCUGCUGGUCGACAGGCCCGACGGCACGUACUGCUUCAGGCUGCACAACGAGCGAGUGUACUACGUGAGCGAGAAGAUCCUGAAGCUGGCCGCCAAUAUCGCAGGGGACAAACUGGUGUCCCUGGGCACCUGCUUCGGCAAGUUCACGAAGACCCGCAAGUUCCGGCUGCACGUGACGGCGCUGGAUUACCUUGCCCCCUACGCCAAGUACAAAGUGUGGAUCAAGCCUGGAGCCGAGCAGUCCUUCCUGUACGGGAACCAUGUGUUGAAGUCUGGUUUGGGGCGAAUCACAGAAAAUACUUCUCAGUAUCAGGGAGUUGUGGUGUAUUCUAUGGCCGACAUCCCUUUGGGUUUUGGGGUGGCAGCAAAGUCUACACAAGACUGCAGAAAAGUAGACCCCAUGGCGAUUGUGGUAUUCCAUCAAGCAGACAUUGGGGAGUAUGUACGGCAUGAAGAGACUUUGACUUAAAAUGAAAACACCGCAAGGACUUGUGGCUGUGUGGAGGGGCCUAGCUUUGUUUCCUGUGUCUGUGUGGGCUCCGCCAUCGUGUUGAAUGUUGUCGACACUGUGACCUCUUCAGGGACUUUUAGCUUAAAUGUUCUUUCUAUUACAGGUGAACUACAGGCUGGAUUAUUAUUAUUAUGGAGAGAUGAUUUAUAAACAGGGUUUCAGAUUUUUGUGUUUGUGACUAAAUAGAAUACUGUGUCGUGUUUGAAUCAGAGAACUCCUUGUUCUGAUCAAAGGUCUCAAGUCGUUGGGACUGAGGACAAGAAUAGCGUAUUGUUAUCUGUGAUAACAGUUUUUUCUAAACUCAUCAGAACACAAUGGAUUUUCUCCCUUAUUUAUGUAUAUUAUGGAAGGACGAUAACACCAUAUCUGAAUAGUAGGUCACAUUUAGGGUUUUACAAAAUGAAAUUUGUCUAAAUAAGAUAAAUUUAUUUUGCUGAUUUUGUGGAUAGUAGAUGCUGUUUGGUAAGGAAGAAAAACUUUGAUUCAAACCCUCAUUCUAACCCGUACCAUGUCUAUGGCCCUCGAUGAGUCAUUGCAUUUUUUAAACUUUACUUGCUUGUAUUUAAGAAACAAAGGCAUUUUAACCAUCUACCUAAGAGGUUUUUAAAAUUAGAAAGCAGGAUUAUAAAUUGCUUAGUACAAUGCCUGACAAAUGGUAAGAAUUGUUUUUAUAUUGCAUAUAUUGUAUUUCAACUUUUUUUGCUAAGUGGAACUUAUUAAUACAAUUUUAUUAUACUGGC
This is a messenger RNA of Sorex araneus (European shrew), 1385 nucleotides long. RefSeq names its product nucleolar pre-rRNA processing protein NIP7 (gene NIP7). NCBI's taxonomy places the organism in Eukaryota, Metazoa, Chordata, Mammalia, Eulipotyphla, Soricidae. The record is from RefSeq and is a predicted model, not a curated record. Gene Ontology annotation, cellular component: nucleus; nucleolus; preribosome, large subunit precursor. Gene Ontology annotation, molecular function: RNA binding. The transcript has 5 exons. Bases 61 to 603 code for a protein of 180 amino acids. Gene Ontology annotation, biological process: ribosomal large subunit biogenesis; ribosome assembly.